Molecule: messenger RNA, 8652 nt
Organism: Tyto alba (common barn owl)
Lineage: Eukaryota; Metazoa; Chordata; Aves; Strigiformes; Tytonidae
Gene: ARFGEF2
Product: ADP ribosylation factor guanine nucleotide exchange factor 2
Exons: 39
Coding region: 149-5521 (1790 amino acids)
Biological process (GO): regulation of ARF protein signal transduction
Molecular function (GO): guanyl-nucleotide exchange factor activity
Source: RefSeq, a predicted model, not a curated record
CGAGUCACGUGACGGUGCCAAUAUGGCGGCGCCGUGGCGGCGGCGCGGUGGCGGCCGCUGAGGGAGUCGCGUCUCUUCCGGGUGAUGGGGCCGCAGCGCGGCCGCGGGCUUUGAGCACCGGUCCCGGCGACACCCCCGCCGCCGCGCCAUGCAGCCCCCGUCCCGCGAGCAGGACGCCCGCACCAAGAGCAUGUUCGUGUCGCGGGCCCUGGAGAAGAUCCUGGCGGAGAAGGAGGCGAGGCGGCCCCCGCACGGGCAGCUGCGCAGAGCCUGCCAGGUGGCGCUGGAUGAAAUAAAAGCGGAGCUGGAAAAGCAAAGAGAAGGCACUGCUGCUCCACCAAAAGCUAACUUCAUUGAAGCAGAUAAAUAUUUCCUUCCAUUUGAACUGGCCUGCCAGUCAAAAUCUCCACGCAUUGUCAGUACUUCACUGGAUUGUUUACAGAAACUCAUUGCAUAUGGACAUAUCACUGGCAAUGCUCCAGACAGUGGAGCUCCUGGAAAACGGCUGAUUGACCGAAUAGUUGAAACCAUUUGCAAUUGCUUUCAGGGCCCUCAAACAGAUGAAGGAGUGCAACUGCAAAUAAUUAAGGCUCUCCUCACGGCAGUAACAUCUCCAUAUAUAGAAAUUCAUGAAGGAACAAUUCUUCAGACUGUUAGAACCUGUUACAACAUCUAUCUGGCCAGUAAAAAUCUUAUUAAUCAGACAACUGCCAAAGCUACCCUUACACAGAUGUUAAAUGUAAUUUUUACACGGAUGGAAAAUCAAGCUAUACAGGAAUCCAGAGAAGUAGAAAAAACAAAUCAGCAAAAAUCCCAGUCUCCGGCAAUUCAAGUGGUGUCCAAGUCUCCGAAAAUUAGUCAGUUAAAGCACAGCUAUCAGGAAGGCAAACACACUGUUCCUUUAAGUGUGGAAUUAACAAAUGGUGAGCCUGAGAGGGCAGAAAAUGGCGAUGUUAAGUUGGAGCAGGAUCUGACUCUUUCAGCACCAGAGGAAACAACUGGUGGAGGAAAGGAAAUGGUUGAAGGCAUCUUGGAAGAUGUGGUCAAGUCAGCUGUGAAAGUGGCUGAAGAAAAGCAGAUAACAGUUAAGGCUUCAUCUGCAUUAGAGACUGCAGAUAUUGUUCUUUCUGGCUCUAGUAAUGAAAAUGUACAAACAAACGGGAUUCCAGAUGAUGGGCAAUCUGUUUCCUCCGCUGAUAAUCUGGAAACAGAUGUUUCUGGACAUCAAGCUGCUGCCAAAUUUUCCCAUGUCCUACAAAAGGAUGCCUUCCUUGUGUUCAGAUCGUUGUGCAAGCUCUCAAUGAAACCACUUGGUGAUGGACCGCCAGAUCCCAAAUCCCAUGAAUUGCGUUCUAAGAUAGUGUCUCUCCAGCUUCUUCUCUCAGUACUGCAGAAUGCUGGUCCAGUUUUCAGGACACAUGAAAUGUUCAUCAAUGCAAUCAAGCAAUAUCUUUGUGUGGCAUUAUCUAAAAAUGGAGUCUCUUCUGUUCCUGAUGUAUUUGAACUCUCUCUUGCCAUCUUUCUCACACUGCUUUCAAAUUUUAAAACCCAUCUAAAAAUGCAGAUUGAGGUGUUCUUCAAAGAAAUCUUCCUGAAUAUUCUAGAAACUUCCUCAAGCUCCUUUGAACAUAAAUGGAUGGUGAUUCAGACUUUAACUAGAAUUUGUGCAGAUGCCCAGUGUGUAGUGGAUAUCUAUGUUAACUAUGACUGCGAUUUAAACGCUGCUAAUAUAUUUGAACGACUUGUAAAUGAUUUGUCCAAAAUUGCACAAGGACGAAGUGGGCAUGAGUUGGGAAUGACACCUUUACAGGAACUAAGCCUGAGGAAAAAAGGACUUGAAUGUUUGGUUUCUAUUUUAAAAUGUAUGGUAGAAUGGAGCAAAGACCUCUAUGUGAACCCCAAUCAUCAGGCUAGCUUGGGUUCCUAUAAACCAUCUGAACAGGAAAUGGCUGAAGGUAAAUGCCUUGAGAGUGGAGGGAGACGGAGUAGUGUCAGUUCCUUGGACUCCACUGUGUCAUCAGGAGUUGGAAGUGUUGGAACCCAGACUGCUGUCCCAGAUGACCCUGAGCAAUUUGAAGUCAUCAAGCAACAAAAGGAAAUCAUUGAACAUGGGAUAGAACUGUUUAAUAAAAAACCAAAGAGAGGAAUACAGUAUCUACAGGAGCAGGGAAUGCUUGGCACUACAGCAGAGGACAUUGCACAAUUUUUGCACCAAGAAGAACGUCUCUGUUCUACUCAAGUAGGGGAAUUUCUGGGGGAAAGCAACAAGUUUAACAAGGAAGUGAUGUAUGCCUAUGUAGACCAGCUUGAUUUCUGUGGAAAAGACUUUGUCUCUGCCCUGCGUAUAUUUCUGGAAGGUUUUCGUCUGCCAGGUGAAGCCCAGAAGAUUGAUAGAUUGAUGGAGAAGUUUGCUGCUAGAUAUAUUGAAUGCAACCAACGGCAAACGCUAUUUGCUAGUGCUGACACUGCCUAUGUUUUGGCAUACUCUAUUAUAAUGCUGACUACAGACUUGCACAGUCCACAGGUAAAAAAUAAGAUGACAAAGGAGCAAUACAUUAAAAUGAAUCGAGGAAUCAAUGACAGUAAAGACCUGCCAGUAGAGUAUUUAUCCACAAUCUAUGAAGAAAUAGAAGGAAAGAAAAUUGCAAUGAAAGAAACAAAAGAAUACGCAAUUACAACAAAGUGUAGUAAACCAAGCGUAGCUAAUGAGAAGCAGCGGAGGUUGUUGUACAACUUGGAGAUGGAACAAAUGGCUAAAACAGCUAAAGCCCUCAUGGAAGCAGUAAGCCAUGCAAAGGCUCCUUUUACUAGUGCCACUCAUCUGGAUCAUGUCAGACCCAUGUUCAAACUUGUAUGGACUCCGUUGCUGGCAGCGUACAGUGUUGGCUUGCAGAACUGUGAUGACACAGAAGUUGCAUCCCUGUGUUUGGAAGGAAUACGAUGUGCAAUUAGAAUAGCCUGUAUCUUUGGAAUGCAGCUUGAACGAGAUGCUUACGUACAGGCUCUUGCUCGUUUUUCCUUGUUGACUGCCAGUUCCAGUAUUACAGAAAUGAAACAGAAGAAUAUAGAUACCAUUAAGACACUUAUUACAGUUGCUCACACAGAUGGCAACUAUCUUGGGAACUCUUGGCACGAGAUCUUGAAAUGUAUUAGCCAGCUGGAACUAGCACAACUUAUAGGAACUGGAGUGAAAACUCGGUAUUUAUCUGGCUCUGGGCGUGAAAGGGAAGGAAGCAUUAAAGGCUAUGCAUCUGGAGGGGAAGAGUUUAUGGGCCUAGGAUUAGGUAACCUUGUGGGAAGUGGAGCUGAUAAACGACAUAUGGCAAGCAUUCAAGAGUCUGUGGGAGAGACCAGUUCACAGAGUGUAGUGGUAGCAGUAGACAGGAUAUUUACAGGAUCAACGAGGCUGGAUGGAAAUGCGAUAGUUGACUUUGUCCGAUGGCUGUGUGCUGUUUCCAUGGAUGAGCUGGCUUCCCCACACCAUCCACGCAUGUUCAGCCUGCAGAAGAUAGUGGAGAUAUCAUAUUACAACAUGAAUCGCAUUAGACUGCAGUGGUCAAGGAUUUGGCAUGUGAUUGGAGAUCACUUCAAUAAGGUUGGAUGUAACCCUAAUGAGGAUGUUGCCAUCUUUGCAGUAGACUCAUUAAGGCAGCUGUCAAUGAAAUUUCUUGAGAAGGGAGAGUUAGCCAACUUCCGCUUCCAGAAAGACUUCCUAAGACCUUUUGAGCAUAUUAUGAAGAAAAACAGAUCUCCAACUAUUCGGGACAUGGUAAUACGCUGUAUUGCUCAGAUGGUGAACUCUCAAGCUGGUAAUAUUCGAUCAGGCUGGAAAAACAUCUUUGCAGUCUUUCAUCAAGCAGCGUCCGACCAUGAUGGGAAUAUUGUGGAGCUGGCCUUUCAAACUACAGCACACAUAGUUACAAAUAUUUUUCAGCAGCACUUUCCAGCAGCAAUUGACUCAUUUCAGGAUGCGGUAAAGUGUCUUUCUGAGUUUGCCUGUAAUGUUGCAUUUCCGGACACCAGCAUGGAAGCUAUUAGACUUAUUCGGUAUUGUGCAAAAUAUGUUUCAGAAAGACCACAGGUAUUAAGAGAAUACACGAGUGAUGACAUGAAUGUUGCUCCUGGAGACAGAGUAUGGGUUAGAGGGUGGUUUCCCAUUUUAUUUGAACUUUCUUGUAUCAUCAAUCGUUGCAAAUUAGAUGUUCGAACAAGAGGCUUAACAGUGAUGUUUGAAAUAAUGAAGAGUUAUGGCCAUACUUUUGAAAAGCACUGGUGGCAAGAUCUAUUCAGAAUUGUGUUUCGGAUUUUUGAUAAUAUGAAACUCCCUGAACAACAAACGGAGAAAUCUGAAUGGAUGACCACCACAUGCAACCAUGCACUUUAUGCAAUAUGUGAUGUAUUCACGCAAUUUUAUGAAGCUUUAAAUGAGAUCCUUCUUCCUGACAUACUUGCACAGUUACACUGGUGUGUAAAACAAGAUAAUGAGCAGUUGGCUCGAUCAGGUACAAACUGCCUCGAAAACCUGGUAAUACUAAAUGGACAGAAUUUCAGCCCUGAAGUCUGGGGCCAGACAUGCAAUUGUAUGCUAGAAAUCUUCAAAACCACUAUUCCUCAUGUCUUGCUGACAUGGAGGCCUGCAGGAAUGGAGGAAGAUUCAGCUGAAAAACACUUGGAUUUAGACCUAGAUCACCAGUCUUUGAGCAGCAUGGAUAAAAAUGCUUCCGAAAGAGGACAAAGUCAGUUUUCAAAUCCAACAGAUGAGAGCUGGAAAGGUGGUCCUUAUACAAACCAGAAACUAUUUGCUGGCCUCCUUAUAAAGUGUGUGGUACAGCUGGAAUUGAUACAGACCAUUGAUAAUAUAGUGUUCUAUCCAGCAACAAGCAAGAAGGAAGAUGCUGAGCACAUGGCUGCAGCUCAGCGAGAUGCAUUGGAUGCAGAUAUCCACAUUGACACAGAAGACCAAGGAAUGUAUAAAUAUAUGUCUUCACAUCACCUCUUUAAGUUGCUAGAUUGUCUGCAAGAGUCUCAUUCAUUUUCAAAAUCCUUUAAUUCAAAUUAUGAACAGCGAACUGUGUUAUGGAGAGCAGGGUUCAAGGGUAAAUCAAAACCGAACCUCUUGAAACAAGAGACCAGCAGCUUGGCUUGUUGCUUGAGAAUACUCUUUCGAAUGUAUGUGGAUGAAAACCGCCGAGACUCCUGGGAUGCUAUACAGCAACGGCUGCUUAGUGUAUGCAGUGAAGCCCUGGCAUAUUUUAUUACUGUGAACUCAGAAAGCCACAGAGAAGCUUGGACCAAUCUCCUUCUGUUGCUUUUAACAAAAACACUAAAAAUCAGUGAUGAAAAGUUUAAGGCACAUGCUUCAACAUAUUAUCCGUACUUGUGUGAAAUCAUGCAGUUUGACCUGAUUCCUGAGCUUCGAGCUGUGCUGCGGAAGUUCUUCCUGCGUAUAGGUGUUGUGUUCAAAAUCUGCAUAACAGAGGAGCACAUACGGACGACUGGGAUGAACCUGCCGUCAUGGUAGCCCUCAGUAGUGUUGGUUACUUUGACUUGUACAUAAAGUUGUGUUCCAGAGAUGGAUUAAAGUGGAUGGGAAAAAAUGGGACCCUGAUGUAUCAACACAGCAGCAAGAUACUCUUAACACAAUUAGGGGGGGAGGAGGGGAAAAAAACAAAACAAAACAAAACCGUUCUGUCCAUCCUACAAAACUAUCAGCAGUUUUAUUUAAAUUAUUGCUUACAGUUAAUACAGUAGAUGUAAAGUCUCUUUGUUUCAAUGCUAGUCAUCCUUAUGAUCAAGUCUGUCUCUUCUAGUCUUCUAUCAGUUGUUCAGUCCUGAAUCCCAGCUAAAUAUGAUAAAUCAGCUGGAUGCCUCAAUAGAAAUUAUGCCCCUUGGGAAUAAUGAAUGUAGUUGUAUAGCCUUGUGAUGUUAGCACAUGUGUUCAUAAUAAACUAUACUGCAGUGGCUAAUGACCACUUAAGAUCAUUCUGGGUUUUUCUUUGUGUGUACAUGACUAGACCAGGCAGUGUGUUACGGUUUUUGAAGUGGACAGCCUGUAGGAUAUUUGGGGACAGAGUUUUCCUCCUGUUUAGCAAGUCACUUCAAUUUUUUUUUUUUUUAAUACAGAUUCUAUAUUAUCUGAGACUCAUUUUUUGUUUUUAUGGAAGUUUUUACACCAGGAGCACACAACAGCAUCUGUUCUACUUAGCUUGCUAGUCUUGAGUUAAAUGCCUUUAAAAAAUCCCCAAACAAAACCAAAACCUAUUAAACUUUCCAUUUACUUUCAUAUGUCGCCAGAUCAUGGACAGAGCAUAUACAGUAAUAUUAAGAACAAGGUCCAGAACAAAUAAACCCAUCAUUUUCACCUUUGAGUACAAUGUAUUAAUAGUAAUUGUGUCCGUUUAGCAAGAAGUCCUGUCCUUAUAUGUAAGGCGUUUUGUCUCUUUUUACGGCAAAUCUGCAACUUCUGAUGUCUUUUUGUGCAAAUGAUUUUUAUUCUCAACUGUUAGUUCAUAUUGUGAUCUAAAAAAAAAAAAAAAAAAUUGAGUUCCUUAAAACUGCUGUAGCAAAAUUGAACAAGUUAUUUUAUAUACUGCAAGAGUUAUCAACACAUUUCUUUGCUUUUGGAGAUACCUGAAGCAAACAUGAGUUAGCACUGCAGUUUUUCUUGCCCUAGAUUUUUUUUUUCUUUGAAAUGUAUCAGUUUUCUGUGACCACUGUUUCCAUGAUAGAAUACCAGUUUACAGUUGAAGUACUGCAGACUGAGGUCUGUCCUUCAAAAUAAUUUUUAUUUCAAGUUUUAAGACUUGUCUAAACUUGGAAGAGAGUGGCAGGAUGGGAGGAGAAGUUCCACUUCCUAAAAUAAUGUAAACAAAGGUGUUAUAUUAACUGCUGUGCUAUCCAUAUUAGCAAGCCUAAAGUAUAACAGUAGUUAAAAACCAAAACCAAACAACAAAAUGAAAAACAAACCCAAACAACCUACCUGGAUGGUAUUAAGUGUUUAACGUGUUAUUUUGCUUUUUAAGUUGAGUUUUCUGGUAGAGUGGCCUUAGUUGAAGUUGUCUUGGGAUAUUUCACUCAGAGGUGUUGGGAUUCAUCUUUUUUUUGUGUUCUGGUUUUAUUUUGGGGGGUGAGAGGGAGUGUUGGUGUUUGUUUUGUUGGUUCCCCCCCCCGGGUGUUUUUUUUGUGGUUUUAUUUUCAUUUUUUUGUCCCCAUUUGUUUUUUGACUUGUUCUUCUGUGAGCUAUUUCCAAAGGGUUCAUAUGGUGCUCUUCAGUAAAUCAGCUUGUUCUACAUAAGCAUUGUUUGGGAAUGGUUUUGCAGUCAAUAGUAGUGCUAAGGCUUUCACAUUUUUAUUUUUACUUUUUAUUUUCAACCAAAGAAAAUUAAAUGGUGGUUGUGGCUCUAACUUUUAAGCACCCAUUAGAUUAAAACUGUACACCAGUAUUUAGUAGAAGGGAAUAUAUGGCUAUAUUUUACAAUAGGACAAGACUGAAAAAUAAGCAAUGCUGAUACUUUCUGCAUUUCAAAUGUCCUUUUCUGUUGCAUUUACUGUACUUGCUUAUUCCCUGGUGAUGUCACUUCAUCAAAUAAAGUAAAAAAUAAGUAUUUAUUUUAAUUCUAUUUAAAUCUGUAAGAAUAGGCUAUUCCUUUUCUUCCGGUUCUAGGUAGUUGUGAAGAAAAUAUUUUAAACUUUAUUUUUCAGAUUUUGAAUGUGUCACUGUGUGACAAUGUAUACCCUUAUCUCCUAUCAAAACACAAACCUUCUAAAGUUGCAUGCUUUUUCUGUAACUUACAGUUUUGAAAGCCUUGCAACUCAUGUCCUGAAGCAAGUCUUCUAAUUUUCAGAUCUUAAAUUACAGUUGCAUUGUGGGCUUUCUUUACUGUAAUGUGCAACAUUUGUACUAUCUCUGCAUAUAGAAUUAAGGGCCUUUUAAUCAAUCCUUUCCUUCAGCCUUAGUUCUGAGACUGUUCAUUUACCUAAGUAAGGCUUUCAUUGUAUUUAUGCCAUUAUUGAACUGUUGAAAUUAGGUAUGUAACAUCGAAACAUCCUAGACUGAAGUGCAUGAAAGAGAAGGGGGGACUGAAAUGCAAUUGGAUUAUAACAGCCUUAAGUCUGUCCAUUUUCUGGAAUUGAUUGUACAUGUUAAAGCAAUAACAAUGGUAUGUUAAGCGUAAUACCCGAAACAGUUGUAUUCACAUCAGCUGUUUGGUUUCCCUUAUACAGUCAGAAAGAUCAUAACGCAUAGGCAUCUUAAUGAAUCUAAAAAAGCUGAGCCAAAAGUCCUGCAGUAGUCACUGCUGGUUCCGAUCUUGUCCUGACUGCUGACAACAGAUUUUACCUGCCUGUAGUGGUUUUACUGGCUUUAGUGGAUCUGUGAAUGACAGCAGCGUUCUGUGUCAGCAUAUCCUGGUAGAGAUUGAGACAUCUGUGCAAUACAUGGAGUAAUAAAAAGUAACUUCUUAGACUUUUAAAGUAGUGUUAUGCAACAAAUUAAACUAUAAACUGAUUUACCUAUAAUGGUAUAAAUAUGGAGACUGCAUGAGAUUCCUUAUUACUUCUUAUUUUGGAAACCUCUAGGAAAUAGGCAGAGGGGAGGAUGCUAAUGAGGAAAACCCUAAAAACUCCAUGUUGAUUCUAUUGUGUCUUACAGUA